Molecule: messenger RNA, 1389 nt
Organism: Stylonychia lemnae
Lineage: Eukaryota; Ciliophora; Spirotrichea; Sporadotrichida; Oxytrichidae
Source: the annotation of a GenBank genome assembly
AUGGCUAUGUGGAUAGGAAGGGCAGCUGAAGAUGAAGUCCCCAACGCUAAAUUAGAUGAAUCUAAAGAUGAAGAAUUAAAACUGCAAAGAUAAAAAGAUGAGGCUAAAUAGAAGAAACAGAGAGAUGAUGUCUUCAAGAAACUUUAAAAUGAAUAACAGCAGUAGAUAGAUAUGAAAAACAGAAGUAAAAACAGAUAUUUACAAAUUUUGGAAUCUAAAUCAGCCUUGCCAUCGAGAUAACAGACUCUUAAGAAAGAAGAUGGAGAUUAGGGAGGAUAGGAUUAAGCUUAGACUGAAACAAGACGCAAAAGAAAGGGGAAUUCUAGGAAGAAGGAAAAUGGAAAUAAAGUCAUUGACUUGCUUACCUAUAAGAGUAAGGAUAAGAUCUUUGGAGUUACAAGUAGAGAGAAGAUGCAUCAGAUACAGGUUGCACCUCCAUAAAGUCCCCCUGUAGGUCUCUAUCAGCCAAACUUUCUCAUUAUAAAGAAAAGAGAGGAGGCAUACCUCACUUUUGACCCACCUUAAUCUUCAGCUAGAUCAAGAUCUCCUUCAGUAAACCAUAUAAAUGGUACAGAUGGUCAAAACAUCUGUUAAAAGUACUUAAAACUUGAGUUUAAUGAUGAUCCUUUUAUGAAGAAGAGAUUAAACUCUUAACAAAGGAACUUAAACACUGCUCUAAGAUAGUAUAAUACUUUGAGUGAGAGAGCACUCUCAUCACAAACGAAGGUAGAUGCCAAGAGAUUGAAAAGCUAAGGGUCAUCUAAGACUCUAUUUUUCGCAUUGCAGAGAAAGAGAUCAAUAUUUAGAAAUACUGUAGAUGGCCCAAGUGACGCUAGAUUUGAAACAUUUGAUAACUUCCCUAAGAUCUACUCUCCUAAUCAAAAGUAAGAAAAUUCCUCAAUAUAUAAAAUCUUUCCAGAUUAUCAGUCGAUUUUAAUAUUCAAAAGAGCAGCCCAAGAGGAGAACUUUUUGAAAUCAAUUAGCUUACAUCACACUUAGAUUAUAAUCCUAAUUUUGAUAGCCACUUAAAGACUAAUAGAAAUCGUAAGUAUGACAUUAUUAAUAUAAUUAGUUGUACCUUUUGGCAGACCUAAAGAUCAAUUCGAAAUGGAUUAAAACUAAGCAUUCCCUGAUAUGAAUAAAAUCAGCUCGAGUCCAUUAGCCAAAAAGAACAUCAGAUAUCUUGACAUGUAGGAAGCCAUUAACCUCUAGAAAUUAUUGAAGUUCAAAGAUCGUGCUAAUUCAAAUCAAAACAUCAUGAAAGGUAGUCAAACUGCAAGAGACCUUCAAAGAGCCACAUUAACUUCUAGAGAAUAGGAAGAUAGUAUACUAAUCAAGAAAGUCCUUAGCAGAGCUCUACUCAUUCCAAAAGUAAUUGAAUUAGAUUGA